AUGAAUAAACAGGUAAAAUAUUUAGCUUAAAGUAAUGAAUAUACGGUUAAAAUAUUUAGCUUAAAGUUAUCUAUAAUUGAGAAAAAAGGUUGGGAACUACAGGUUAACAAAUUUUGUGAUUGUCUUUUGCAGCAUUUACACUGCAGUACUACAUUCCUGCACAAAUCAGAUUAGCUGUGGAUUUUGAGAAUGCCUUACGUAAUGCACAGAGAGGAAAAUAUAAUAUUUAAUAUUUUCCAACUUGCUUUGGUCAACUUGUGUACCCAGUAAUAGUGUUUGACUUGACUGAAGUGUCAACCCAAACCCUAAUGAAGUCUAACAUUUUAACCUAUUGUUUCACCUCCAGAAAAUGCUUUCUCAUGUGUCAGGAUCAGAUUUUUUACCACAGAUCCUGAAGUCCAAAUUAGAUUAUAACUCUCUUUAAGAGGGGCGAAAUCUUCUGAUGCAGUGUAAAUGCUGCCUAAGUCCCUCCGUUUGUAUGUCUGCUUCUCUGUGUGCGUCUUCAUCCGAUUGCCAUCAUUUAGAAAUGCGGCAAGCGCAGCCGCCAUGACGGAGCAGUUCUUCCUCAGCUCCCUAAUAUGGCCCCAAACCUCCUGAUAACAUUUGCAGUGCUAGCCGAAGGGGCAGAAGUAGAAUGGAUACUUUGAUUUGAGCUGGGACUAAAGAGACUCAGACAGAAAUACCAUAACCCAUUCAUCACAGUGGCACAACCUCUGCAGGGAACGACCUCUCUAGCCAAUUAUACAGCAGUGCUGCAGAGGGGUUGAAUGGGGCCUGCUCGUUUCAAACCAUUCUUUCAUUUCGAUGGCAUUUGGUGUUGACACUCUUUUUUGGCCUAAAAGCCUCUGAUCUUAUUCUACACUUUAUCCCUGUUGGUUGGGAUGUUCAGUAUAGACUGCAGUGUUUUCUUCUCAACAGUUUUUUUUACGGCCAUCUGUUCACAUCUUAAACCAGGCAGCAUUUUUUUUGCCUGAUCUUUAGAUUUCCUACAAGAGCAGCUUAGACGAGUAAUUGACCCCUUUAGUCAUAUCACUCAGCAUGUUUAGUCCCGCUUAUGGGCAUUUUGCAAGUAUACUGUGUCAAACACUGACCCUUGGAUAUUUCAGUCUGCUCCCUUUCAACACCAGCGUCGAACGCUGCUGUACUCUCAGACACCCAAUCCCCGCUGGGGGAGGAAUGCAAAGCACAGGCGUGGGGGACCGGAGCAGGGUCAGAUGUGACAAGCGUAGUAAUGGGGGCGUCAGAAGGAAGCGGGCUCUGAAAAGGGAUGAGUGCAAAACUCAAUUAUCAUCCUCAGAGGAUUAAAUAUGGCCGAUUGUCACGCCGGCGAUAAGGGGGCCUUCUGUUGCUGAGCCACUUUGGAGCUGGGGAGAGAAGAGAUGAACGGCAGUGUCAGUGUGUUUGGCAGCUUUGGCGCACUGCGUGUAUAAACGACUAAAUGUGUGUAGAUGUAUGCAUGUAAGCAUCUGCGUGUGUGGCUGCAUGGUUGUUGUUGUUUUUUCUCCAUCUGCUCACAUGCUUCUAUUAUGCAGCUCUGCACUCAUUUCAUCACCACAGAAAUCCACUGCUUGGACUUUCAAAUACGUCUCUAUUUGCCUCGUGCUUACUGUGUCUUUGUGGGAUUCAGGUACCCUCCGUCCUCCCGGCAGACGUCCCAUGAGGAAGGGAAGGAGUGGUUGAGGUCCCAUUCAACAGGGGGACUUCAGGACACAGGCAGCCAGUCCCCACUGUCUCCUCCGGGAGCUUCCUGCACGAACACUGGAAAAUACCACUACUCCAACCUGCAUCUUGGUGUUUUUGCCCUCCGUGCAGUGAGCCCCACCAACAUCAGCCAGUAUAACCUGCCACCAGGCAGCACCAGCAUGAGCCGCUCCAACAGCAUCCCUGCCCAUGACUCCUUUGACCUGUACGGGGAGGGCCAUCCACUGGGUGGCAGUGCAACCUCCCUGGAGGACCGCCCACGGGGCAUCAGCCGCUCCGGCUCCUUCAGGGACAGCACCGACGAAGUCCAUGGCUCUUCAUUGUCUCUGGUCUCCAGCACGUCUUCAUUGUACUCUGCGACAGAGGAGAAAGCACACUCAGAGGGCCAAACAGUCCAAAAUUCCACGCAAAUCAGAAAGCUGCGUCGGGAGCUGGACGCCUCUCAGGAGAAGGUGGCGACCCUGACGUCUCAGCUGUCUACCAACGUGAGUUUGUUUACUUCAGAACACGCCGUCAGAACAGCUGGCUCAUUUGCAUGACAAACCUCUGUCGGAGAGCUUUUUGUUGGGAGCGUUGCCUAUCAAAGGCCUGGAAGGAAUAUACUGUAAAUCUUUCAGACGCCCACUAAUUUCUUAUCUCUGUUUUUGAAGCCAGGUGCUUGUAUUUAGGCUUUUGCUUGUUUGAUUUUUAGUGUGUGUUUUUUGUGUGCUUGUCCUUAAGAUGGGAUGUUUUCUUGUGCGUGUUUGUGUACCUGCGGCACAGCUAGGAUUGCCUCCUUGCCUUUGUCUCAGCCGGCGGGGGGUUUUCAGUGAGAACAGGAGCCUCGCCCAGAUUCAACCGAGCAGGAAGAAUCAAAUAAGAGAUAGGCUGGCGCAGGAGAGAGAACGGGGGAGACAAGGAUAAGUGAAUCUAGACGUCACGCGUGGGUGAAACAAGAGCAAGAUGCAGAGACCUCCAACCCCCAGACGGAGCCUGUCUUUGUGCUGAUAGAUCGACAAACUUCAGCUCCCGACUCAGCUCAGCCGCUCCACCCUCACUGAUCAAGCGUGGAGGCAGAGGGGGUCUUCGCUUCGGUCUGACGCUUUGAUCACAAAGUUGUGCCGAGCUGAAACUGAAGGCUAAACAGCAGGGAAAGUUGCCGAAUGGAAGAGGGAGACAUGCCUUUGUGAAAGAGUUCUGUAGGGACAGUCGGAACACUACUGGUUUGUUUGGGUCAUGUGCAAUGACUUGAUAGAUGAAGCUUCACAUUUGAAUACCCUGAAAUGGGAACUCCACCGAUUUUAGAUAUCAAAGUCUGUUUACGGGUGACUGUCACUGAUUUUACAGCUAAUUGCUGUUAACAGGUUAAAGUUAGUUCAACAUUUAACUCUUAAGUUAAACAAAACUUAACUCCUUAACGUCACCCGAUAGCCCUCUCCCCUGUGCCUGGCCGUGACGCAUAUAAUCCGUCCUCCUUGAGAAGACAGUUGUUUGGAUACAUCCAGGUUUUCUGUUAUUCCUCACUUGCUGAUUAGCAUAGCGAAUCCACUCGUUUUCACAUCUUAAAAGUCCACUUGCUGUCACGGGGAUGGAUGACAAUUGGGACUCAUUCAGCAUCAUCUUUGCAGCUUCGCUGCAUCAAGCAUAAUAAAGACAACUUUGACUGUUUGCACUUUUUAACUAUAAUAACGAUUGCUCGUUGCAAUAGCUGCUAAUGUUGGCAUUGCUAAUUAUCUAUCAUGAGUCCGACCUCUGCUCUCCGACCCUCCACCUCCAGAGCAGGAGCACCUUGUACCUAGCGUAGCAAAGGACUUGGUAUUAUAGUUUAGUUGAUGGCUUGACAAACUGGUCAUGUACGCGUUAGCUUGACACAGGUUCACAAGUUGUGGGGAGGCUACUAACCUUCUACCAAAAGAAGAGAAAUGCUACUGCUAACUCCAAAGUUGUGUUGUUUACAUAUUGUGGCUUUUAUCUAGCUUGGUACCGUUAUACGCUUGUCCUGCGUAGUCAUUGGGGCUAAAGUUAAGCUAGCUGUUGACGGUCAGCAAAUACCACCAAAACAUAGAUUGACUGCUUUUAAACCAUAAUGACUCAUUUUCUAUUCAUACACAUUUUUAAUACACAUAAAACCACUUCAUACUUAUUAUCAUAUAACUUAAAUAAUAUUUUGCCAUGUGACAGCCUUAGAGUUGUUUAAUUAAAUGCACCUGUGACGGCGCUUGGCUGCGUAACAAAACUAAAGUUACCUAACGUUAACGAGUGAUGCAAAAAAAUGACUUUUGCUGUUGAGGAGUUAGUACAGUAAUAAGAAAAAUGUAAUAUGUAUUUUUCAAGUCGCUUGCCCAACACCGUGUUUGGCAGUGUCGCCAGCAUGACUCACACAUGCGACAGCGUCCACUCAGCUUAGGCUUUACUUAACAGUGUGGCACAUUUACAGGUCACAUUAACACAUGUCAUCACCUCGGGACACCAGCAGUGAAGCCACUUUGGAGCCUCGGAUUAAAGUAGAGACAAUUCCCCGUCGCCGGUCGAUACCACAGCUGUAUUAGUGGGUGGCUCGCGCCCACAUUUUAUGUGUACAUUGCAAACAGAGAAUUCUCACAGUUUCUUUACAGUUUAGCAUGGUUCAGUAAGCGCCUGAUGAUGCGGCAUCAUCGCGUACAGUAUUUGACACUAGCUGGUUUCAAAAGCUACUGAUAGGAUUGUGAUCACCCUGCAGCGAGAAGGAGAUGCUGCAACAAUAUGAAGCAGGAAAAAAAAACAGUCAAGAACUUAUCAAGUAUGGCUGGGUGAGAAGAAACAUUUUUACACUUUGCAGGGGCCAAAUUAUCCAAAUUAGUAUAUUUUUUUUACCGUAUGUUGCCGUGGCUUUGUGCAGCAAAAAAACAUUUAAAACCAUAUACAGUACAUACUGUAUGUGUUGAUGUUCAGUGGCCAUUAACAGGGUCGCUUAGCAUAUAAAACGGCAGUGGAAAAAGCCGAACUGUGCCAAGCCAUAUGCAAACACCCACAUGUGCUUUACAUCUCCCACUCUCAUUUUAGAGGCUUGGGAUUUAAAAAAAAAAAAAAAAAAGUGAAAAAAACCAACAUCCCUGGUGUUGUACUGGAGCUGCAUCACACUGUAUCCACAUGACAGAGCAGUGAGUCGAUGGUGCUAUGAGCUUGUGUUAUCCUCUCAAUGGGGAGUGUGACCCGACAAGGAUACGUCAGCCUUAGCAGCCCCGACAUGCCGCCCACCCACGGUCCAAAACGAAACGCUCACUGUGCCGUGUGCAAGAGACGUCGCUUAAUCGUGUAUAUUCCUGGAACGCAUGUAGAAAUACAUGGAAAUGUACAGGAAACCUACACAUUGGUGGGUGUUUCGUAUUGUGGCCACAGAAAGAGAGACUGGUAUUUCCAAAAUGUUGAAAAAGACAGAACCUUUUUUUUUUUGUCAUUUUGAAACAGUAUUUUGAGGAUACCUUGCUUCCUUGUAGCACUAAUUUCUUCGCCAUUUAUCCUUUAAUAUGGUGUGUAUACUAUAAGGGCAUUUCAAUUUGGUUGUGACCUCAAUUUAAUGGAUAUUUGACCUUAACUUGUGAUUUUAGAAAGUGCGUCAAUCAUCCAAAUAUCUUUUGUCAAUCAGAAGAGGAACCUUAGGAGUUUAGCCAUAAAAAUCCCCAAAAAUGAUGAAGUAAAAAUGUAUAUUUUAAGGUUAGUGAGAGGGGUUUUAUUUGUGGGGAAGCGAUUUGCAAAACAGUUGCCUGCAUUGUGUCGUCCUGCAUUGGCUGAAUGCAUUUUAAUUUCCUCUCCUCUCUUUUCAUCAGAGAGACACAGAGGAGAUUUUUCCAUGAUUGAGGUCAUCUGAUCUUGGCUUCUGCUGUGCUACUGCAUACAUCAUUAUAAUUAUUAUCAUUUUCUGGGUUUCUUUUGUGCAGGAAAUUGAAUUUGGAUCUUGAAUAGAAUUUUAGGGGAGGUGUCAAUGCCCUCGGUCACGCAUGCCGACUCUCACAUUAAAAACAUAUUUGCUGCCGCGCAGUCACGCUGGAUUAAGAACACCCCACACAUGUCGUUUUUAAUUAACCGCGUGUUUGUUUUUGGUAUUAUUUGAUCAAAAUGGAGCAGAAUUAGUAAAACCAACAUCCUGUCAAAGGGAUUAAGAAGAGCAAAUGCUGCCAAACUGGUGAAGUAUUGUACCACCUUUCAGCCGGUGGAUGGGAUACGUUUUCCUGCCUCGACUGACAUUAACUCUGGUUUAAGAGUUUACACAGGAACCCCUCCCCCCCCCUCUCAAAUCCCCCUUCCUCUUUCUACUCACCCGUCACUGUGUCACCCUAACCUUGUCGCCUCUCCCUUUCUGCUCAGCCAGGAAAGGUUCCCCCUCCCUAUCACUCUCUAUUCCGUUAUUAUUCCUCCCUAUAUUGGCCGUAUUCUCCCUUAUCAUCCCCUUCCCUCCCUCCCAUUCGUCACCUCCCCUUUAUGCUGUAGUGUUUAGAGAAGGUAGCCCAGCAGCAGGUGCUGGCUUGGACCGCUGUAGUCGUGACUGUCCUCCUUGUGAUGUCGUCUGGCAACUCUAGCCCCAAAAGACUUCUCUUCAUCCAGUUCACUGGUUUGGCCCACCGUCAACCUCUACCCCAGACCCCAGGAUCGGCACGGCGGUCCUAAAAACAGGGGGUCCGGCACACAAGUGUGUCAGCCGGGGCCAGGCCCCAUGAGCAGGACAGACAGUUCAGCCACGGGACACGUCAGAGUUUGAUCGGCGCCCCCUCUGUGGCGGACAGGUGGGCGGGUGGGGGGGCUGUUGAGUCGGAGCUCACAGGUGGAGUUGGAAA
Anarrhichthys ocellatus (wolf-eel) is the source of this 6491-nucleotide messenger RNA. Its product is annotated as neuron navigator 3-like. The record is from RefSeq and is a predicted model, not a curated record. The transcript has 6 exons. Bases 1449 to 2240 code for a protein of 263 amino acids. Gene Ontology annotation, biological process: neurogenesis; nervous system development. Lineage: Eukaryota; Metazoa; Chordata; Actinopteri; Perciformes; Anarhichadidae.